Salvelinus sp. IW2-2015 is the source of this 4546-nucleotide messenger RNA. Lineage: Eukaryota; Metazoa; Chordata; Actinopteri; Salmoniformes; Salmonidae. The record is from RefSeq and is a predicted model, not a curated record.
ACUCUCAUCAGGACCAGUGCUGAAGGCUCAACUAGGUUAGGGGGAGAAGGUUAAACACGCUCUCCAUCGCCGUGGCAACCCCUUCAUCUAGCUGAACGACUAAUAGCUAUUACAGUGGGUUACCUCAUCGGCGUUAACGUUACAUGAUGGGUAAAGCAGGUGCGGUGUUGGUCUUUCGUACUAUGAAUCAUAGGCAAGCUAGCUAGCUGUAUCAUCCCUCCACACAGAGCAAGCUACAGCUGUGUUGAUUCCUCUGCUCUGACUCCAUCUACCGCUGACAGUGGGGCAAAUGAGUGAACCGGUGAAGAGUUUGCCUUCCCCUACUUCUUCAGGGGGGCAACCUGCGGGGUCUGAUACCUACAAAGGCUGGCUGUAUAAAUGGACAAACUACUUGAAGGGCUACCAACGCCGGUGGUUCGUCCUUAGCAACGGCCUUCUGUCAUAUUACAGGACUCAGGCAGAGAUGGCCCACACUUGCCGUGGCACCAUCACCCUGGCGACGGCACACAUUGAGGUGGGUGACACCUGCCACCUGGUGCUGACCAGCGGAGGGCGGAACUACCACCUGAAGGCCACUUCCGAUGGGGAGAGUCAGCGCUGGGUCUCGGCUCUCCAACAGGCUAAGGCCAACACCACUCACAUGAUGCACCAAUCAGAUGACUCUGGAGACGAGGCCCCCGUGCCCCAGCCAGACCGGGCCCUGACCCAGGGGGCUCUGAAGACUCUGGCCAGUAAGCUGGACGACCUGAGCACCUGCAACGAGCUAAUCGGCAAACACGGCACCGCCCUGCAGCGAUCCCUCAGCGAGCUCGAGGACCUACGCACGGCCACCGACGGCACCGACAAACUCAAGACCGUCAACGAGCGUGCCACGCUCUUCCGCAUCACCUCCAAUGCUAUGAUCAAUGCCUGUCGGGACUUCCUGGAUGUAGCUGAGACACACAGCCGAAAGUGGCAGAGAGCCCUGCAGUAUGAGAGAGAACAGCGCCACCACCUGGAGGAGACUAUUGAACAGCUAGCCAAGCAGCACAACAGCCUGGAGAGGGCCUGGAGAGAGGCUCCCAGCACACACCCAGACGGAGGUGAGAGAACGCAGGAGGGGGACGCCAGUGAUGAGAAUGAAGACACAGAGUUCUUUGAUGCCAUGGAGGACUCCCCUGCCUUCCGCAUCCCAGACAAACCCAACUACUCCCUCAACUUGUGGAGCAUCAUGAAGAACUGCAUCGGCAAGGAGCUGUCCAAGAUCCCCAUGCCUGUGAACUUCAACGAGCCCCUGUCGAUGCUGCAGCGUCUGACUGAGGAUCUGGAGUACAGUGACCUGCUGGACCGGGCGUCUCGCUGUGAAUCGUCCCUGGAGCAGAUGUGCCUGGUGGCAGCCUUCUCUGUGUCCUCCUACUCCACCACCAUCCACCGCACUGCCAAGCCCUUCAACCCCCUGCUGGGGGAGACCUACGAGCUGGACCGCCUGGACGACUUGGGCUACCGCUCCAUCUGCGAGCAGGUCAGUCACCACCCCCCAGCCGCCGCCCACCAUGUGACUUCACAGCGAGGCUGGACCCUGUGGCAGGAGAUCACUAUCGACAGCAAGUUCAGAGGGAAAUACAUUUCUGUCAUGCCAUUAGGCUGUAUCCACCUGCAGUUCCACUCCAGUGGGAAUCACUAUGUGUGGGGCAAAGUUACCUCCACGGUGCACAACAUCAUAGUAGGAAAACUGUGGAUUGACCAGUCUGGGGACAUUGAAAUUGUCAACCACAGGACCAAGGACACCUGCCACCUCAAGUUUGUCCCUUACAGUUACUUCUCCAGAGACCUCCCACGCAAGGUGACAGGUGUGGUAGCAGACAGCGAGGGCACGGCCCACCAUAUCCUGUCUGGGACCUGGGACGAGAAGAUGGAGAGUGCCAAGAUAGUAGAAAGCAGCCGGGGAUGUGGAGGGUCAGAGGGCAAACAAAAGACUGUCUACCAGACCCUCCAGCCCAAACUGCUGUGGAAGAAAUACCCACUUCCGGAGAAUGCUGAGAACAUGCACUUCUUUUCCUCCCUGGCCUUGACCCUGAACGAGCCUGAGGAGGGCGUGGCCCCCACUGACAGCCGCCUGAGGCCCGACCAACGGCUGAUGGAGUCGGGGCUGUGGGACGAGGCCAACGCCCACAAACAGCGUCUGGAGGAACGACAGAGGCUGGAGAGAAGGAAGAGGGAGGCACAGGCCACACAGGCCCUGGAAGAAGACUCCUUAGGGCAAGACUUUGAGGGCUUCCAGCCGCUGUGGUUCGAGAGGAGGACAGAUGAUUCAACGGGGGAGAGCACUUACGUGUACAGGGGUGGAUACUGGGAGUCCAAAGACAGACAGGACUGGAGCCAAUGCCCUGAUAUCUUCUAAGACUCUGCCCCUGGGACUGUGACAUCAUCACUGGAGGGCCGAGCUGAGGGACUGAUCGACAAGCAAAGGGAGGAUCCACACGCUGAAGACGCAUGGAGAUGUGGACAGCUCUUUGUCUGUGUAUGUGUAUUUGUGUGUGUUCCAGAAAGACAGAGCCCUCCAUUGAGAAUAAUGUAAACUUCCCAUACUUCAAGAACUGAGAUAUAAACAUAAUCUGUCCCCCUCCCCGAUGUAGUUCUCUAAUCAAACAGGCUCUGUAUCAUAACACCUGUGUGUAUCUCACUCACUGAGUGAGUGUGUGAGUGUGUGUGCAACAGCGUGAGUGAGUCGGACAAAUAACUAUUUAUGACAGAAUAUUUUGAGUGUGAGGGAAAGAGUUAGAAAAUAGCUACUGCAUGGAAAACCAUAUGUUUUUGAGCUGGUAUGUAUGGUGGUGCCUGGUGCCCCAUUGAUCUGGUAAUAAGGUAAUAACUAGCGUAAGUAUAUAAUAUUAUACAAUAAUAGGCAGAGGCCAGAAGGAAAGUGAAAGAGUUUGGGUUUUGGUGCUAGGAUAGGAUAGGAUGUCCUGUUCCUCUGAGCUGGUUAGGAACAGAGUGUUCCUCCUGCUGGAGAUAUAGAGGCCUGCAUUUAUGUUGCACUGGCCAAUAGGAAUGUCAGGAGAUAAAGCUCCCCAUGUUUGUCUAACUGAAAGGUAAUGAAACAAAAAGCUGCACAUAGAAAUAGAGUAACCAGAACAGACACGACUCUCUACUUCAAGUAUCUCCAAUAUACUUUACAUAUCUAUAUGGAACAUUAUGUUUCCUUCCAUGCAACAACUAGGCACUCCCCAGGUUUGUAACAAACUGCUUUUCUGCAGUGCAUGAAAACACAGGUGUAGAGGACGCUGGUAUCACUAUGGGCACUUUUGAUUUAAUAUCUGUACAGACAUAAUCUCUGAGACCCAGAACUAAAAUCUAUACCAGUUAUGUUACGUGUGUCUGUCCACGAGAUUAGUACAGACCUAAAAUAAUUAGGGGAAUUUUGAGGAUGUAACAAGCUACCCACGAUUAUAUCGAUUUUGUUCAAAUGUCUUGAUUUCUCAAAUGUUGGUCAUACAGUCGCUAGUGAAAGUCUACACCUCCCUUGCACAGUCUUCACAUUUUGUGAAUUAAUUUUGCUGCCUUAAAAUGUAAUCUCAAAAGGGAAUACAUUUGAUUUAUUUCCUACCGAUCUACACAACCGUAUCCACAUUUUUAAGUUAAAGAGAAUUCUAGAAAAAUAUCAAAAUUAAUACUAUAUAAAAAACAAAGAUGUCUUCUUUGCGUAUGUCUUCACAGCCCAGAGUUAAUGCUUGGUGGAAGCACCUUUGGGCAACAUUUAUCCAUUGUUUUUAUCAAAAUUGCUCAUGCUCAAUAAAUUUGGGUGGGAGUCAUUGAUGGACAGCAAUAUUCAAACCUCAAAUUUAAGUCAGGAACACUCAACACCUCUUAGAAAUCCAUUCUGGUGUUUUUGACGUUUUAAAUUGUGUAAUCAUCCCACAAUAAUAAAACUCCCAGGGUUAGCUUUUCAGAAGACUGAGGUGGGUUUUCCUCUAAAUUUCAACCUGGGCUUUGCUCCUUUCUAUUUUAUUUUAUCCUGACAAACUCCCCAGUCCCUGCCGGUGACAAGCAUACCCAUAACAUGUUGCUGCCACCACACUACUUGAAAAAACUGAGGGUUUCACUCAGUGUUGUGUUGUAAUGGAUUUGACCCAAGCCUGUAGUUUUUAAUUUGGGCAAAAAAGUCCAUGUCUGCCGUGUUGUCUUGCAGUAUUACUUAACAGCCUUGUUGCAAACAGAAUGGAUGAUAUGGAGUGGAUUUUUUAAAACAGGCUUUAUUCUUUUCACUUUGUCAUACAGGUCAGUAAUGUGGGUGUGAAUGCAAUAUUGUUGAUCCUUUUCUAUUUUCGAGUAUUGUGGUGGCAGCAUCAUGUUAUGGGUAUGCUGGUAACUGGCAGGGACUGAGGAGUUAAUGUUGAUGGGAAAGACACACCAGAUUGGCGUUUAGGUCUUGAGUGUUCCUGAAUGAUCCAGUCUCAGUCCUGACUUAAAUAUGCUUAACAAUCUAAGACUAGGUUUGAAUAUUGCUGUCCAUCCAACGACUCCCAACCAAAUUUACUGGGCUUGAGCAAUUUUGACAAAGUAUGGA